Amoebophrya sp. A120 is the source of this 6041-nucleotide messenger RNA. The record is from the annotation of a GenBank genome assembly. NCBI's taxonomy places the organism in Eukaryota, Dinophyceae, Syndiniales, Amoebophryaceae.
AGCCACCCCUGUUGCGGCAUGAUGAAGUAGUCCGCUCUGCGCGUACGCACGCGCUCGUGCUAUAAAUUCCUUAGAGCGCCGGAAGAGAUGGAGCUGUCGGGUUUAACAUAGUAGAGUUGUAGUGUAGAAGACGUAGCUGUCUACCACCGCGUGGGCGCGUCUCGUGCGCCGAGAAGCACUGUUCAACAGCGCAGGGUAAAGAUACCAGUCUCCAACUUUGUUCCGGCAUCAUCUGACAGCUCAGUUCAAAAAUGUCGGCCGUGUCGCUGCUUCACGGCACCCUCCCAGGUGAUUCUGCCCCGAUCAUGGCGCCUGACAACCUGCCCAGCUCGUGGUCACUGGCAGACACCAUGAAGGCAGCACUCUCAUCGACAGCCAACCAGCUUGUCCCCACGCCGCGCCGUCUCGCAACCCAGGCGCAGGUCCAGCAAAACCGCAACGCCAUGCUUCUCGACGAGAACGACCACGUUGGUGUCAGCUUUUGGCUGGUCGCAUCCAGCAUGUCGGCGUGCUCGGUGUUUUUCUACGUCCAGGCUGCUUUGGUGCCAAGGGAGUGGGCUGUGAGCAUGCUGAUUGCCGGGAGCGUCACCGCGGUUGCCUUAUCAAAUGUAAAUAUGUCUGGUUUUGGACGGAUGCGAACUUGUGAUGCUCGUGCUCCGUCGGGAUUCUACAAAAAUCUGUGUUGCAUGAACAGCAAACGAGGUCCAGUUUUUGCUAAUUGUUUGCGAGAGGGCAUUUCUCAUGCGGUAUGUGCAUCAGAAAGCCCUCACAAAAUCUGUGAUGCUUGGGCAUGCAUCACAGACAUCAGGACUCAUGCAAAAUGUGCAUGACAUUCCAGACCCAGACGUACUUGUUUGCAUUUGAUAUGCCUGGAUCCAGUACGAAAAUCAGAAGGACGUGUGGCAAGAGAGCCGCGAAGCACCUAUCGUGGCCAGAUAUAUGGACUGGUACUUAGGAGUACUAGUAAGUACUUGCAGCGGCAGCACUAAUAGGGAACUUCAGUUUAUACACACAACUUCGGUGCCGCCAAAUACGAGUGAAAACCACAAAGCAUUAGCAUAUCACUUUGUGAACCCCCAGCAAAAAAUGCAAGAAAUAGCGAUUUUAUCUUUUCCGCACAACAUUCUAAAACAGGAUCAUCACGGUGCCGCUUCAAAUCCUGGAAUUCUACAUCCUUUUGAGCGUCGCAACUCCUCCAGAUAAAGAUCCGGUUAGCCUGGCUUUGUGCGCAAGAUUAGUGGGCUCCGGCGUCGCCAUGCUGGCAUUCGGGUAAAAAAGAAUGUCCUGAAGUUUUUGUUUGUUUCUGUGUCCUGCAAGGCCCAACGAACUUAUUACUAUGCUGGAGCGGCCUCGGCCACGGUCAGCAUUACUAGAAGUUUCAUGAUUCUGAAGUGUAAGCAGGCUACCCUUCGUCUUCGCGAAUUCAUUUUGAAACAAUAAAUCCAGUUACAUGGGCGAGACAGAGAUCAUGUCGCUCUGGCCGGCUUUCGUCACGGGAUGCGCGUGCUGGCUGUACAUUGUCUGGGAACUGUACUACGGGGAGGCAGCGGGUUUGGCAAAUCAAUUGUCUGUCGACGAAGCAAAGAAGUUCCUCCAACAGAUGGAAGAGCGGGAACAGGCGGAAUUGCGCGUAGCAGAGCAAGUACUGAUAGAACAGUCAAGGAAGGAAGAAGAAGCCGGUAUAAUCGUGCUUUUACUUAUUUUGAUUUUUGCUCUUGUGGGCUUUUUCCGUCGUGCUCGUGCUACAAUUGGAUGAUCAACGUGCAACAGUAAUAUGAGUACAGUAGCCUCCGCUAUUAUGGUGCGAUAGUAGAGCUAAGAAAAAAGCAAAUAAAAACUCUUCUGAAUUAACAGAAGCGGAGAGGGAAAACGGCGCCCGACCUGGAAAGGAUCUCGACACUUUUUUGACGACCGGGUCUCUUGAGGGUAAUAUGGUGCCUAAAGUGGGACCGGGGUCUGUGAGAUGUUGCGCCUGAAUUUUUUUGCCUACAAAUGAUGUCAGAGCGUGACACGAUGAAUAACUUUUCAUGUAUUGGAGAUGAUAAUCUUUUCUUUGACACGAAAAGUAAAAGCACAAGUGAUACGUAUGUAUUUCAUUCUCUCCAGAAAAUUCCCCCGUCCCUCAAAAACCCCUUCCAUAACCGCACCAAAGCGCUCGAAGCCAGCACCAAAAGCAGUGGUGAUCAAGCGAGACAAGUAUCAGCUGGACGAGCGAGAAUUUGUGAAGCCCAUCGCCGAGCAAGCGUUUGACGCCUUGCGGAUGAUCUUUCUCUUCGGUUGGGCGAUCUACCCGGCGAGGUAGGUUAUGAUUCAUUUUGGGAGUUCUUUUCUAAGUAGGAUAUAAUUCAUUUUUUCUUCUUGCGCCAUCUCGAGGGGCAGACGUAGGGCACGAAAAUGUCCGAGGAUCAUGCUUGGUCGUGCAAUUUCCCAAUCAUCUUGAAGCUAUGUACGUCUACCUCUACCGCUCGUGAAAGAAACAGAAAAUACAAAUACCCCGUAGUUACGCGUGGUACCACCUCGGCGACGACGAUAGCAAGGAGGACCGGUCAAAUGCCAUGAACGCACUGUACAAUCUCGGCGAUCUGGUGAACAAGAUCGCGUUCGGUAUUGCCGUCUACUCCGCCGCCGGCAGUGAGGAGCAAAUGCAGAAGCAGAUGGAGCACCGGGUCAUCCGGUUGGAAAUGCGCAUCAUGAAGGACUGGAUGCAGCAGCUGAAGUCCAUGGGCAUCGUGCACCGGAAGUUCCGCGGCGACUUGAAAUCCUGGCUAAACCUGGACGGGGAGAGCCAACAGAGCCAGGCAAACAACAAGGAAGUCGGGGGCAAACCGCGGGUGGCGCCGCCGACGGGAAACAACGGAGCGGGGGGUAGCGUCGUCGGUGGCUCCAGUUUAGUGGGCAGAAUCGGACCCAGUGCGGCCACGAGCGGCGGCUUUGGCGCAGGGAAAGCAAAUAUGAUGAAUCCACGUAAAAACAAUGCUGCCUAAUAUACUUUUGCGUAGAUGCAACAACUUGCUCAAGAAUCACAUGGUUGUACUUUAGGACUUCUAGAAUUUUUACCUAGCAUCUCCAUGAUCUCGCAGUGGAGGUCCUACUUAGCUCAAAAAAGAGGAAGUAGUGUCGACACAUUGCUCUCGACAAGCAGCUAUCUUUUCAAACAUAUUUAUUAGAACAAUAUGUGAAAAACACUAUCAGCCAUGCUGUUAUCCGGCGCUGCGGGACUGAGUGGCCAGCAAGGAGCCACGACCCAACAACUCCCUGGUAGUAGUACCGCGGCAGCUGCAGGCGCAAGUCCCCCAGCGCCAAUGAACGCGCUGACAACCAGCAACUUCCAGUUCACGGCUGGUGAUCAGCUCAACUUUUCGAGUACUUCGAUGGGAAUGAUCAACAACAACCAGCGGUCUAUGCAGCCGGCGCUGUUCACCAUGGACAACCCCGGCACUAGCAACGAUAGCAUCUACCACGAUGUGGUCAACAAAACGAUUGGUCCCAACGAGAUGCUGAACUACACUGGUGGCAAUGAUACGAGUGACGACGGUUCUCGCGGCAAUGGUAAGUGGAGUGAGCAGGAGUGGGAGCAGUGGAAGCGGGAUAAGAAUCAAUCCUCAUGGAGCAACUGGACGGACGCCGAGUGGGAGGGGUGGCGAAAAAACAAGGAAACCGGGGCAAGUAACGGAGCAGCUGAAUAUGCCGGUAAUGAUAACAAUUACUCUGGCUAUUAGAUGACGAUCUAGAUCUGUAGUGGCUAUUAUCGAAGUUGUUGAGGAAGAAGGAUAAGUAGGAAUAAGGAUAUCAAUUCGCGCUGCGUGAUUUAAAAUUUGUUUUCGCGCACCGUAACCGUCGCGUCGUCCUCUCUAACUGCAAAAGUUCGAGUUGUAGAUUCUACAAAUAGGGAUGGCGAUGCUUUGCGUAGAAAUAAAUACAGAAAACCGAUUACCAAAAUAGUGCAACUAUAUAUAAGGCUGCAAGUGCAAUUGGCUGCAAGUGAACAGUCAAAACUAUCAAAAUAUCAAAGACCAAGGAACGCGUGGUAAGGUGAAUUAACAUAGACAAAUCAAAUCCAAGGAAGAAAUCGAGCCCUGUCGUGUGUUGAAUCGUCUCCGAUAUGAUAUUGAAGUGAGACGACAGACUAGAAAAUGUGUUAAAACAAAAAGCAUGACACUUCUUUUCAAUAGUAGCAUAGGCUCUAGAGUAGAUGACAGAAGUAAAAAAGUACUUACCUAUAUGCUAUGAUGAAAUCUUUGAAUGAUGUGCAUAGUAAGAAAGAACGCAGUUGUGCGUGUCCUCGUGCUCGUGUUUCACCGAAAAAGAACUUCUACCUACCCACCCCUAUUUCUGUUGUCUGUGGGCAGUUGCUGUGUUGUCUUCCGUCGUUUGUCUUCUUUGAGUGCAGAUCUUUACAGCGCUGCUUGCCCUUGCUUUCACUUUCUUACUGCGACUGUUUUCCUUUCCUACGUUUUCAUUAUACCUGAUUUCUUUUACCUCCAGGUGCUACAUCUUUCACUUCGCCCUAAAGCCGGCGCCCUGAGAGCCCUGAGAGUCUUUUUUUUCUCGUCCGUAGACGGCUCUUCUCGUUUUCUCAAAAAUAGACCGCCACCGGUACCACUGCUUCUACACGAGCGCGUCAAGUUGGGGGCCUGCGCCGGAGACGGAGUGGCCUGGAUUCACAUACCGCAAAGUUUUGCAGCAGCAGCGCCGAGCGUCGCUGGAGAGAAUCAACCUUGACCCGGAAAGAAGACGCAGCCGGCUGGAAUUGGGGUUGGUUUUCAAAGACGAAGACAAAAAAUACCACACGGCCGUACCGGGAGGUGAGCCGUCUGAUGCUCCUGCAAGUAGUACAAGAACACAACCUGCAGCCGCACCAUCGUCGUCCUUCCCGAGACCACAAAGUUGCCAAAGUCACGAAGGUGUUGGCAAAAGGCACGAAGGUAUUGAGUACAGUGAAGACUGCACGUUUUUUGAAAGCGGCGACGAAGACGAGGUACACCAGACCGACAGAGUCAAAGUCAUCCACCUAACCAGUCACGCCGACGACACCAGGAGCGGGCUUGCCGAUGCAGGGAUGAACGGAGCAUUUGCUUUCGCGGGCUCCGUUCAACAUUUUGUAGUUCCCGUUGCUUUUGCAGACGGUGGCGCUGGUGCCGAGCCUCAACUUUCUCCACCGCCAGAGAAUGAAAUUGAAAGACGUUUGUCCGCAUUAAAUCAAGAAGAUGCUUUUCUUGCGACCCAUGCGGAGGGCUACAACCCUUGUCCUUCCGUAGGUUCCGACACAGCUUCUUUCCAGAACAAAAAUACCGCAAUCAACCAGACGCCCACUUUCGGCACCUCCGCGUCUACUUCCCUUUUCGGGCCGGGAUCUCAAAGCCACAAGCCGAGCGCUGGCUUCUCUUCCAAUACCGGAACAAAUAAAAGCUAUAAACUACACCCACAAUCAGAAUCACCAGCCUGCGCCACAGCAACUCCAAGUUUACCGUACCGCGAGCGCGCCGCCGACAUUUCUCCGCCGCCGCUACCUCGAUCGAAGGUACCAGAGAGCCGCGAGAAAGAUAGCUGGUGUGUCGACGUUCUUUCUUCCGGCAACACAAGAAAUGACUCUAUCACAGCACACGACAAGCACCAGGGGGUAUCAGACCAGCACGAGCUCGCGCGGUCAGAGCUACAGAAACUCCAGGAAGAGAAUUUACUGCUGCAAAAGCGCGACAGCCAGAGUCGACGAAAAAGUGAUCUUCUGUGGGACCGCAUACAAAAAUUGAUGUUAGUGGUGGAAGCGCAGCAGAGCGAAAUUAAGAAUUUUAGUGGUGCCAGCUAAGUUUAUAAUUGCAUGCAACGGUAUGGCUAUGGACCGCGUCUCGCCCUCGAGCAGUUGUUGUGUACAAUAAUCAGAAAGAUGUGCUGCCUGCAGUGCAAGUGCAAUCAUCCUGGUGCAAAACCAGACCGUGAGUGAAAAAGCAAUAAGCAACAUUUUGCAAGAAGAAGGACCUCGACCUUCAUGCAGCAUAUAUAACCGAAAAGAAUGUUCUUUUAGCAGUGGUGUGCCAUUGGAU